CGCGUCCCGGGAGCUGCGGGACUUUAGUCUGGAGAAGUUCAAGAGACGAACUGGAUUUUCUCACUUUACAAAGAUUUAAAAGAUCGUGUUGAGAUGUUUCCUCACGUCCUCACACACCUGCUCUGUCUGGUGUGUCUGUGCGCCGCUCGUCCUCAACCAGCUCCACCAAACUCCAUGAGGAUGGAGAAGAGCUCGCCGGCAGCGGGCUCUCUGUCGGGCCGGGUGGUGCUGCCGUGUCACUUCUCCAUCAUGGCGGUUUCUCCCGGCACCUUGACACACACUCCCUCAGACACCACCGCCACUCCCGCACCCGGACCCCUCCUCCCCGCCGACGACCUUCACACCCCGGGUCCCGACGAGCAGCUGAGGAUCAAGUGGACGAAGCUGGAGGGAGAGGAGGAGAAGGUGGUGCUGGUGGCCCAGGGAGGGGUGGUGAAGGUGGGGCAGGAGUUCAGGGGCAGGGUGUCGGUGGCGAGCUACCCGCUGUCGGUGGGAGACGCCUCUCUGAUGAUGGUGAGGCUCCGGGCCAGCGACGCAGGGCUGUACCGCUGCGAGGUGAUGCACGGGAUGGAGGACACGCAGGACACCGUCAAUCUCAGCGUCACCGGUGUUGUGUUCCACUACCGGGCGAACACCAGCCGCUACACUCUGGAUUUCCCCGCAGCUGUGGAGGCGUGUCACGGUGCGGGCGCCUCCAUCGCUUCACCUGAACAGCUGGCGGCGGCUUUUGAGGACGGCCUGGACCAGUGUGACGCAGGCUGGCUCGCCGACCAGUCAGUCAGGUAUCCCAUCACCUUCCCUCGUCCCGGCUGUGCAGGUGAUCUGAUGAGCCGACCAGGAGUGAGAACAUACGGCGUCCGCGACGCCACAGAGAAAUACGACGUGUACUGCUUCGUAGACGAACUACACGGUGAGGUCUUCUACCCUCCGUCCAUCAGCGACAAGCUCACCUUGCAGCAGGCGUGGGAGGAGUGCGAGAAGCAGGAGGCCGUGCUGGCGUCGCCCGGUCAGCUGUUCGCAGCCUGGAGGGCGGGGCUGAACCGGUGCGACUACGGCUGGCUGUCCGACGGCAGCGCCCGCUACCCCGUCACCGUCCCCAAGCCUCAGUGCGGGGGAGGCCUGCUGGGCGUCCGCACGCUUUACAAGUACGAAAACCAAACUGGCUUCCCGGACCCCACCGACAGGCACGGAGCUUUCUGCUUCAAAGAUCUCCUGCCGUGCACAAUCAGUGUGUGUCAGAACGGAGGCUCCUGCUACAGGAGGGGAGCACAAAAUAUCUGCAUGUGCGCACCUGGAUACACCGGACAGCUGUGUGAAACAGAUGUUGACGAGUGCCAGUCCAACCCGUGUCUGAACGGAGCCACCUGUAUGGACAGAGUCAACUCCUUCACCUGUGUGUGCCUGCCCAGCUACGCAGGAGAGCUCUGUGAACACGACACCGAGGUGUGUGGAUUUGGUUGGCAGAAGUUUCAGUCUCACUGCUACAAGUACUUCACCCACCGUCGGACCUGGGACGCCGCUGAGAGGGAGUGUCGUCUGCACGGAGCUCACCUGGCCAGCAUCCUGUCGCAGGAGGAACAGCUGUUCGUCAAUCGUCUGGGCAGUGAUUACCAGUGGAUCGGCCUCAACGACAAGAUGUUUGAGAGGGACUUCAGGUGGACCGACGGCAGGCCGAUGCAAUACGACCACUGGAGGCCGAACCAGCCGGACAGCUUCUUCCAGUCUGGAGAGGACUGUGUGGUGAUGAUCUGGCAUGAGGGGGGGCAGUGGAACGACGUGCCCUGCAACUAUCACCUGACCUUCACCUGCAAGAAGGGAACAGUGUCAUGUGGGCAGCCCCCCGUGGUGAAGGAUGCUCGAGUGUUUGGAGCCAUGAAGCCUCGAUACGAGAUCAACUCCCUGCUCCGCUACCACUGUAAACAGGGCUUCAUCCAGAGACACAGCCCCACGAUACGUUGCCGGGCCCACGGCCAGUGGGACACACCGAAAGUCACCUGCAUGAGCCCCGCAACUUACCACAACUCAUUUACUCUCCGGCGCCACGGCAACCAGAACAACGAGCAGCAGAGCAGGCAUUACAACCACCACGUCCAUCACUCCAAGAGUCAUCAGAAACACAGUCAAAACCAGGAGCAGCAGCGGCAGAGUUACAACAUCCUGCAGAGCCUCUGGAACCCGUUCCAGAACCGAGUCCAGAGGGAGAAGAGGGAACCACAGGUCCAGACACAGAACCAGGAUCCCAUCAGACACUGAUUCUCUUUGUGGGUUUCUAUUAAUCGGCUUGGCGGCAGGCGGGCCGCGUCAGUGCAGAGGCAUCGAUAGACAGACGGAGUGAUGUACUGAACUGUCUAUGGAUGGCUCUGAAAAGGACAAAGGGAGACGCUUCACCAGCACACUGUCCACAAACACUCCAGGAUCCGAACCGUCACACUCGUGAGAAUUUAGUUCAUUUGUAAAGUUAGUCUCAGAGCUCUCAACAGGAAGACCGGUGCCUUCAUGGCCUCACUGUGUGGUUAACCCAACAGUCAAACACCACACGGGUGGGUGGUCUGUGAAACUCUAGUGAGUCAUUGUUCUCUUCUCUGGACUUCUCUGUGAGAUCUCACUUUAUAGGUGCCCCGUGUGAGUCUCUUUUUCUGUCAACAAUCACAGUUGUGUUCAAAGAGAAAACAUUGUGCGUUCAAUGCAUUUCUUUUAUCGUUAAACAUUAAGCAAAGCAAUUUUUUAAUUUUUAUUUUUUGGAAGAAUUUUAAAUCUACUAAUUGUUUACGUCCGUGAGAGAAACUGUCCAAGAAACGGUGCGACCUUCGAGGCGAUGGUCACAUGACUGAUUAGGAAAGCUAAGCUAGCACUAUGGAACAUGUCUGUUUGUUUCCUGCUAAUGUGAGGAAGGUUUCCAGCCUCCUCGUCAUCGCUCCACACACAUCUGAUGUUUCCUGACAUUUUUACUACGUUUGUUUCCGCUGCACUUUGUUGCAUUUUUAUUUUAUUUUCCAGUAUUUCCUUCAGAUUUUUUUUAUGCACAAAUCGAAAAUACACAUAAAAAUAGGUGGAUGAAAACACAGCUAUUGUUAUAGAAGCGCAAUGCUAAAUGGGUGAAAUACUCCUUUGGGUUCUUCUUCACUGUUUUACCCUCAUACAGUACAAGGAGACAAGCUAUCAAGGCUACCAAAAAGUAGCGUAUUGAUAACUUCAGUGUAUCUGUAACCCUUGCCCUGCGAGGUCGUAGCGGUCUUCCUCCUUCAUGCUUUUCUUGGUGUUUUACAGCAUCAGAAUCAGGUUCAUCAUCAAACAGGUUUUCACAUUACAAGGAAUUUGUUUUGGUGUUUUUGGUUCAUACCAAUAAACAUAGUAAGAAGAAAAAUAUAAAGAUGGAGCAAAAGCAGGUUCUGCAAUUCAGGUAGCUUAAAUAUAAGUACGUUUUUCAUUAUAAUAUUUACAUUAAUGCAUUUCUCCACUUCUUGGCUCGUACAAACGGCAUCGGCAGGACUGUGCUUCACGUCCUGACAACCACUAUUAAAAACUGUUGCUCUGCAGCGCCUCUAGUGGUCAAAAACUCCUCAGGGCACCUUUAAUUUUGAGAAAAAUACGGCACAUACAAAAUGACCAGUAUAAUGUCAACACAAUAUUCACUGAAAUAUCCGUUUAUUUUUUCACGAGCUGUAGUCCAGUAGAGUUUAGGAUUUAGAUGAUGUUAUUGAUCGACUAUAAAGACCAUGAACGCAUCACUUUAAAUUAUUAUCACAGAACAUGUCCAGUUUGUCCAGCCUCAGUUCGUGCAGCUUAUUACGACCCAUAUCUUUAACUGGUUGAUUUCCCUUGUAGAUUUUUGUACAAAAUAUUUUUUAGCGUAGAAAAAAGGUUUUUAAAUGAGGGAGGGGAGAUUUAAAGAGUGGCACACAGAGCUGAGAGAGGACAGUAGAUUAUUAUGAAUGUGUGGUGUGUGCUGUGGAUAUUAAUCAUAGGAUAUAUAAUAUAGAUACUAUAUGAAGCCAUAAGAAUUUAACUUAUUGUAUACUUAAACUAUGAAUGGACUGUGAUAUUAAACAAAGGUCAUUGGAACUGAAGUGAUUCUGUUAAUGACGACUUCCUUGCUGUUUACAGAUUCUGCCGUGUUGUUUCCUGCAGAGGGAACAUCUCGUCGUUUUCAGAGACGUUCGCUGCAUCUGUUUUAGCACCGUUAGCUGAGCUGUUGAUGCUUUUUCAUUUUCGCUGUGACCCGAUGAAUUCACCACCAAAACGAACAUUUUCUACAUUUAUGAAGUUGGGUUUGUUUUUGUUGUUGUUGUUGUUCUCAGCUUGAUGUAGUGUGUUGCUUUGGAAACUGUUUUUAACCCAACAAAUAAGGGAAUGUGAAAUAGACGCAUAGAGACGACUUCUGCAUCCUCCACGAGAUUUUUUUUUUUUUAUAUGACCCUUAUGAAUUUUACCUUCUUCUUCCCAUGUUUUCCUUUUUAUAUAUUGUUUGUCAGUGUAUAUGCAUUUUUUAAAAAUCUUUUUCUACUCCAUGUGGUUAGUGGGGUUUACUGUGUCUGUGGCACAAGAGCUUAUUUUUAUGUAAUCAUUGUUUCUCUCUCUGUUCAAGUUACUGUAAAAGAAAAAAAAAAGUCCAUCAUCCUGGUGUCAAUGUCGUUGUCAGCUGUGUGUGCAAUAAUAUGAACUCUUAUAACUCCA
This is a messenger RNA of Seriola dumerili (greater amberjack), 4674 nucleotides long. RefSeq names its product versican core protein-like. Gene Ontology annotation, biological process: cell adhesion. Gene Ontology annotation, molecular function: hyaluronic acid binding; calcium ion binding. Lineage: Eukaryota; Metazoa; Chordata; Actinopteri; Carangiformes; Carangidae. The transcript is spliced from 13 exons. Bases 94 to 2253 code for a protein of 719 amino acids. The record is from RefSeq and is a predicted model, not a curated record.